AUGGUUGUGGUGAAACCGUCUACCAAAAGCCCAAAAUCCGCUAAGGGUUCGAAGAAGACCGCCCGUAAGAAGAAGGUUCACCUAAAGUUUAACAUUGAGUGCAAGAAUCCUGCAGAAGACGGGAUUUUCAAGACUGAAGACUUUGAGACUUUCCUCAAUGAGAAAAUAAAGAUCAACGGAAAAUGUGGACAGCUUGCCACGUCCGGAGUUAAAGUUGAACUUAAUAAGACUAAAGUCUCCGUCAUUGCCGAUAUUCCCUUCUCUAAACGUUACCUAAAAUACCUUACCAAGAAGUACCUCAAGAAGCAUUCUCUCCGAGACUGGCUUCGCAUCGUCGCUAUUAAUAAAAAUACGUACGAGUUGAGGUACUUUCACAUUAACCAGGACGAGGACGAAGGUAGUGAUAAUGAUUAA
This is a messenger RNA of Angiostrongylus costaricensis, 414 nucleotides long. The record is from the annotation of a GenBank genome assembly. Lineage: Eukaryota; Metazoa; Nematoda; Chromadorea; Rhabditida; Metastrongylidae.